Molecule: messenger RNA, 1362 nt
Organism: Sporisorium graminicola
Lineage: Eukaryota; Fungi; Basidiomycota; Ustilaginomycetes; Ustilaginales; Ustilaginaceae
Exons: 1
Coding region: 1-1362 (453 amino acids)
Biological process (GO): attachment of mitotic spindle microtubules to kinetochore; meiotic sister chromatid segregation; homologous chromosome segregation
Cellular component (GO): mitotic spindle; chromosome, centromeric core domain; nucleolus
Molecular function (GO): microtubule site clamp; protein binding
Source: RefSeq, a predicted model, not a curated record
AUGGCGCCGUCUCGCGCAUUCGGUAUGAGCUCCUCGUCGGCCUCCUCGCGACAUGCGAAUCGCGCUCGAGCCGCGUCAGACGAAGAAGAGUAUUCCGAUGCGGACAACCACUACCGUGCCAUCAAAAAAGCCACCGCGUCUGCAGUCCCGAGCAAGUCGAGCCUGUACAAAUCGUCGGCGAGCGCACCGUCGCGUGCCAAACGGCCCAGCGACGAAGUGGCCUCAGACUACGACCAUACCCGAGCUGUCAAGAAGAGUGCGUCUUCCACACACAAGAGCGGUGGAUCCUCGAAAGCGACACGACACGGCAAUGAAGAAAGCUCCGAUGUUGAGGGAGACGAUCCCGCCGCCUCUGCUCUGUCCGAGGAGCUGCUCAUGGACACGCGCGGGUUUGGUGACUAUGUCGACAAGAAGCUGUCCAAGCUCGCAUCGAAACGCGAACAGAUGCUCGAGGAACGUCUGGAACGCCUGAAAUCGCAACGCGAUGAGAUCCAGGCGCAGUACGACGAGCUCCGACAACUCCGGUACACCGACCCGGAACAGGUGCUGGACGAUUUCAAAAAGACGGCAGAGGCGCGCUAUCGCCACGACAAGGAUCUGAUCAGCUCGCUCAAAGUCAAAGUGGAAGCGGCCGAGAAGCGGGCCAAGGAAGCCGAGGGCGGUGUUUCAGCACCGGGGGGCGCGGAUCGAAGCAUGAGCAUCCUCAAUGCCAGCGUGAUGCGCGAGAGCGUCCAGCCCGAACUCUCAGACCAGCGUAUCGAGGAGCUGGAGAAGCAGCAUCGCAAGGAGAUGGCCGAGGCAAUUCGAACGCAGAAGCGGCUCGAGGAGGACGUGCGUGCGUACAAGCUGCAGCUCGAGCAAGAGAUCGCGCAGUCCAAAGCAAACGGUGCCAAAGCCUCGUCCGCAGCUACCGCCACCUCGGCAGCCUCAGCCUCUCUCGCAGCGCUCGAAGACGAAAAAGCAGUACGCAAGCUGUACGAGGACCUCACCGGCCUCGUCGUCACAGGCGUAGAACGCAUCGAGGCCCACCAGCCCUUCCGCCGCUUCAAGGCCAUCUUUGCACAGGAAGACUACUACUCGGUGCUCAUGGACCUCGAGGAAUCCUCGUCCAAGAUCUCGUCCACUUCGGGCGCGGCGGGCAAGAGUCAGACGCGAGACGAUAUCGUCUACGUGCCCAAGAUCGACGAGGACCGGGACAGCGAAUUGCUCAACAGCCAGCUGGUGCCGCAGGAGUGGCUGGAUGCGUUGCGGUUUGAUCGCAACAUGCUGUUCAAGUGGUACGAGAAGACACGCAAGGCGUUGUUGACCGACGAGGCGAGGAUGAAGAUCCGCGCUAGGGAGGAGAGGGCGGCGAGGCAUUGA